Messenger RNA from Guillardia theta CCMP2712, 663 nucleotides. RefSeq lists its product as hypothetical. The record is from RefSeq and is a predicted model, not a curated record. Gene Ontology annotation, molecular function: 2-oxoglutarate-dependent dioxygenase activity. The annotation marks the transcript as partial. NCBI's taxonomy places the organism in Eukaryota, Cryptophyceae, Pyrenomonadales, Geminigeraceae. The transcript is spliced from 8 exons.
CCAGUCGUCAUGACAGGCGUUGUAGAUCAAUGGCCAGCGUACGAAAAGUGGAAGAAUCUUGAAUACCUCAACGAACUUGCUGGUUAUUGUUUCCGGACUGUCCCGAUUGAGCUUGGGAGAAAUUACUUGGAAUCAGGAUGGACCCAAAGACUCAUGACGUUAGAGAGUUUCUUCGAUGACAUCAUCAGGUCGCUGCUGCUGUUGUCUAAGGGAGAUGUUAUUGGGUACCUAGCUCAACAUGAUUUGUUCGAACAGAUCAAGGAAUUGCGGGAUGACUUUCUGGUUCCAGACUACACAGCAUUGACCGGCGACGAAGAAGAUGACACUCUCGUCAUGAACGCAUGGUUAGGGCCCGGGGGAACUGUCACUCCCCUUCACUACGACAAUUACAACAACAUCUUCGCACAGGUGGUAGGAAGCAAAUAUAUCAGGCUUUAUCACCCCAGGGAGCAAGAAGCUAUGUAUCCACAUGGUGGGACGGAGUACAACACAAGUCGAGUUGAUGUUGAGGAAGUGGACAAGGAAAAGUUCCCCCUGUUCCAAAAAGCUUCUUUCACGGACUGCGUUCUGGAAGCGGGACAGUGUUUGUUCAUCCCAAAAGGAUACUGGCACUAUGUAAGAUCAUGUGAAACUAGCUUUUCCAUAAGUUUCUGGUGGAAGUAG